GAAGAGUUGGAACAAAUCCGUGAAGCUGAUGAAGAGCCCCUAAAAACCUCUGGUUCGAAACGUCUGCCGCCGCCGCCGCCACCCGCGUUGGCAACCUCCAAACACACGCCUUCCCCACCACCUACUAAGAGACGAGCUGUAACUACAUCUUCAACAUCUCCACAGCGUACCCUCACUGUGGCUGAUAGAAAACGAAUGGCGGCUGCUCAACAAGAAGCUGCAGCGAAGUCUGCUGUUACGAAAACUCGUAGUUCAACAUCUGGGGCUACACCUGCUGCAAAAUCCACACCUGUUGGUCGUCGAGUUCUGCGUCGACGCAUGUCGGACUCCGAAGAUGAUGUUGAAGAAGAUGAAGAGGUGGUUGUUAAAAGAAAGAGGUCUACUUCCGCCACCACCCGUAAUGCCACUCUUUCUGUCAAACCAAUGAAAAGGGAGGUAAUAGAGUCCGUUUCAUCGUCCUCAUCUGAAGAGAAGGAAUCCUAUGAGGGUGAGUCAACAACUCUCAAAAAGAGAACCUUCACCUCUGGAAAAGCUGCUUCUGAAAUGGUUUCUAACGCUCCGACGAAGAAAACUGCCAUUACUGCCAAUAAACAACAGGAAGCAGAGGUAACUUUGAAAUGUCUCCACUUUAUCUGCCUCAUUGAAUACCGUAUGGGAUAG
Messenger RNA from Rodentolepis nana, 660 nucleotides. The record is from the annotation of a GenBank genome assembly. Lineage: Eukaryota; Metazoa; Platyhelminthes; Cestoda; Cyclophyllidea; Hymenolepididae.